Striga asiatica is the source of this 5712-nucleotide messenger RNA. NCBI's taxonomy places the organism in Eukaryota, Viridiplantae, Streptophyta, Magnoliopsida, Lamiales, Orobanchaceae. The record is from the annotation of a GenBank genome assembly.
AUGGUUCAACAAAUGAAUGUGUUAAUGGUUAGGGCUAAUUUCACCCUAUAUCCCAAAUCGCAUCACAUCAACACCACAGCACCUACCCGUUCUCAAGGCCAAGGGAAGUGUGAGGUUCAGACAGAUAGGUUUUCAGGGAGCGUCCUCUGUUUACUGCUGCUGAAAUAUUCGGAGAAGAGGCUGUCCUAUUGGGAUUCAAUUAGGGUUGGUGGUGAAAUGGAGCCUGUGGUAGUUGAGCCCAAGAGGCGGGGAAGAAAGCGGAAGAAAAUUGAUGAACCAAACGUGAUGGAUUCUAAUGUCGGCAAAAGGGUAAAAGAGACAAGGUCAUUAAAACUCGUGGGAAGAUAUGUUAGGAAAGAGUUUGGUUGCAGUGGGGUAUUCUUGGGGAAAGUUGUGUGUUAUAAUACCGGUUUGUAUAGGAUAAACUAUGAGGAUGGGGAUUUUGAGGAUCUGGACAGUAUGGAAGUUAAGGGUUUUUUAGUGGAAGAUUGCGAUUUAAAUGGUGAGUGGUCUGAGAGGAAAGCAAAGUUGGAUGCGUUAUUAUUUGGUAAAGACGUAAAUGAAAAGAUUUUGGAAGUUGAUGCACUAGAGGCACCAAAAGCAAGCGAAAAGAUUUUAGAAGCUGAUGCACUAGAGGCACCAAAAGCGAGCGAAAAGAUUUUGGAAGUUGAUGCACUAGGGGCACCAAAAGCGAGCCUGGCUGAUUCAUCAGCGCAGAAUGAGAUGAGCAAUGGUGAAACAAGCGCCAAUGUAGUAAUGGAUGUUCUAAAUGAUAGUAAUGAUGAUGCCAAUGCUGAUGUUUUGAGUGAUUCAUGCGAAGAUUUUCAAGGGCAGGAUGCUAAUGUCGAGAUAGAAGGGCCCCUUGUUCCACCACCAGAAUUACCUCCUUCUUCUGGGCAUAUUGGUAUUCCAGAGGAGUAUGUGUCUCACCUUUUCGCAGUUCAUGGUUUCUUACGGUCAUUUAGCUUGCAGCUGUUCCUAUACCCCUUUGGAUUAGAUGAUUUUGUGGGUGCACUCAAUUGCUCUGUCGCGAAUACAUUGUUGGACUCUGUUCAUGUUGCUCUGUUGCGUGUCCUGAAACGCCACAUUGAGAGGCUCUCAUCAGAAGGUUCGGAUCUUGCAUCAAAAUGCUUGAGGUGUCUUGACUGGAGCUUGUUGGAUAACUUAACUUGGCCAAUCUACUUGGUCCACUAUCUGAUGGUGAUGGGUUACAAAAGGGGAACUGAGGGGAAAAAAUUCUACACCCAUACCUUGGAGAGAGAUUAUUACACUUUAUCGUCUGGACAAAAAUUAUUGCUUUUGCAGAUUUUAUGUGAUGACGUUAUGGAUUCUGAAGAACUGAGAGAAGAAAUGGAAAUUCGUGUAGAAUCAGAAGUAGGAGUUGACGCUGAUAUGGAUACAGUGAUCAGACCUAUUGUUGGAACCAGUAGAAUUCGUUCUAGAUACAAUAAAGCGUCUGCAUCCAAGGGUGUUGAAGCAAGUAUCUCAGAGCAUCAUGACAUCAAAUCUUCAGUGGAUAAUCAUUCUACUCAGCUAGAUGAACAAGUUGGGAGUUCAGCUGAUGAUGAUAGUAAUGGUGAUGAAUGUCGUAUUUGUGGCAUGGAUGGAUUGCUCUUAUGCUGUGAUGGGUGCCCUUCGUCAUAUCACUCGAGAUGCUUAGGACUGAGCAAGACGCAUAUGCCAGAUGGUUCCUGGUAUUGUCCUGAGUGUAAAAUAGAUGCAACUGAACCUAAAAUUGUACGAGAAACUGCUCUGAGGGGAGGGCAUAAUUUUGGUGUUGAUCCAUACCGACAAGUUUUUGUUGCGACUUGUGACCACUUGCUCGUAUUGAAAGCCUCAAAUAACUCUGAAAUAUGUCUCAAAUACUACAAGAAGCAUGACAUUCCCAGAGUUCUCCAUUGUCUUUAUUCAAACACAGAGCAUGCCGUAACAUAUAUGGAAAUAUGCAAGGGGAUCAUGCAGUAUUGGGAACUACCUGAAGACAUUUUACCUAGCCUCCAAGUGUCUGAAGUUGGAAUGCCAGUGGCAAAUAAAAUAGGGGUUGGUGAAUGUAACAGUUAUUUGGAUAAUUUAUUGGAAACUGGAUGUUAUCAGAAUGGUAAAAAUGCAGCAGACAUGGCUGCUUCAAGUCUUCCUAAGUCUCUGCAGGAGCCUGUCGAAAAUGAGAAUUCUUUGGAUAAAGUAUUCAUAUCUGAUCAGUUUGGUAAUGAAGAUUCUACUAGACAACAGUCCGUUUCAAAUAUGAACACGUCAAUUGUUGAACACAUAUUAUUUGGUGGUUUAACAGGCCACCCUGAUGACACCAGUGAGUUAAGCAAACAAAGUCAUUUGAGUGUUACAGGAGCUGUUCCCAACACCACAAGAACCUGUCAUGCUAAUAACAGUGGUCCGGCGUGUGGUGCUACCAAAGGAACUAACAUAUCACGUUCACACCUGAGGCUAACUAUUAAGCUUGACAGCAAGUGUCAUGGAAAUCCAUCUGAUGGUUGCUCGUACACAGGCUCUUCCUUCAAGACAGCUGGUUAUAUAAAUAAUUACCUGCAUGGAGAUUUUGCUGCUUCUGCAGCUGCUAAGUUGGCCAUUCUUUCAUCUGAAGAAAGCCAAGUUCUUGAGGCCCGCUCUUCAAAUAAUCGCCGAAAAGGUAUGUCCGACAAUAUUUCACUUCAGGUAAAAGCUUUCUCUGCAGCAACUACGAGGUUUUCCUGGCCGAAUCCCGAGAAGAAGCUUGUGGACAUACCUAGGGAAAGAUGCUCCUGGUGCUUUUCAUGUAAAGCUACAGGGUCAAGCAAGAGAGGCUGCUUGUUAAAUGCAGCUGCUUUAAAUGCCAUCAGAGGGACAGCAAAAGUUCCGGCAGGUGUCCGUCCUUUAAAGAAUGGGGACAGUAGACUUGCUGGCAUGACCACAUACAUCUUGUAUAUUGAGGAGAGCUUGAGUAGUCUUGUUAUCGGUCCUUUCCAUAAUGAUUCUUUUCGGAAAAGGUGGCGUAAGCAAGUUGAACAGGCUUCUAGUUGCAAUGCAAUAAAGAUCCUUUUGCUUGAACUUGAGGAGAAUGUACGCCCAAUUGCCUUCUCUGGAGACUGGGUAAAGGUUGUUAGUGGCUGCUCAACUCAAUCUUCCAAUGUUCAGAUUGCAGCAAAUGCUGCUGGAUCAGUUCAGAAGCGUAAACCGGGGAGGCGUGGUAGGAAACCUUCUGCCGUUGUAGAAGUUUCAACUGAUGAUUGCGGGGAUUCGUCGAAUAACUUCACCUGGUGGAGAGGAGGUACAUUGUCCAAGCUUAUGUCUCAAACAGCGACCCUUCCACGUUCAAUGAUUAGGAAAGCUGCCCGUCAAGGUGGUUCAAAGAAUAUACCUGGAGUACAAUAUGUUGGAGGACAUGAGACCCCUAAAUGUAGCAGGCAGCUUAUCUGGCGGUCAGCGGUUGAAAUGAGUAGGAACAUAGCACAACUUGCACUUCAGUCAUCAUAUCUGGUCAUCUCUUUUUUGUACUUUCCUGAUAACACAAUGGUGCUUCAUCAGAUUCGAUACCUUGACUUCCAUGUGAGGUGGAGUGAUCUCGUUCGUCCAGAACAGGGCCCCCCUGAUGGAAAAGGCCCAGACACAGAAGCUUCUGCUUUUAGAAAUGCUUCUAUUUGUGAUAAAAAAGUUCUGGAACAUGAGAUAAGAUACUGCGUUGCUUUUGGUAGUCAGAAACAUUUGCCCUCUCGUGUGAUGAAAAAUGUAGCAGAAGUAGAGAAAUUUCAUGAUGAUGGAAAGGAGAGAUACUGGUUCUCUGAGACGCGCAUCCCUUUAUAUCUGAUUAAGGAUUAUGAAGAGAAAGUGGGGAAAAGCAACUCUGUUGAUGUGCUGUCUAAACUGCAGAGGAGGCAGCGGAAAGCUUCUCAAAAGAGUAUUUUCUACUAUCUCUGGCGGAAGCAAGAUAAUACGGCCAAGAGUCAUUGUUGUUCAUGUCAUCAGGAUGUCCUGCAUUGGAAUGCUGUCAAAUGCAGUGCUUGCCAAGGUUUAUGCCAUGAAAAUUGUGCCAUCAGCUUGACAGGUCAUACGAACACAGAAGUCAAUUAUGUAAUCACUUGCCAGCGUUGCUCUGAGACUCUUGCCAUUAAUCAGGCCCCACAUAGCUACGGGUCCCCAACAAGCCCAUUGCUUCUUCAAGUCCCAAAAGCAGUUACCUCCAGCAAACGUGUCAAAGUAGUCGGUCAUAAAGCAUCACCGGCAUCUUUUGAGCCACAAAAGCGUACUAAGGAGAUGAAAUCUUGUAAUGACUCGGGAACAGCUAAUAAAAAUAAAAUUAGGCAUUGGGGCCUAAUAUGGAGGAAGAAUAAUUGUGAAGACACUGGCGCUGAUUUCAGACUUGAAAACAUCAUUCUGAGAGGCAAUCCGGAUAAAAACCCUGACAGACCCAAUUGCUGCCUUUGUUCUAAACCGUACAAUGCCGAGCUGAUGUACAUCAAAUGUGAAGCAUGCAACCGUUGGUUUCAUGCGGAGGCCCUUGAACUGGACGAGUCUCAGAUUUCCAACUUGUUGGGGUACAAAUGCUGCAGGUGUCGUAGGCUAAAACGUCCCCAUUGUCCAUACAGUGAUGAAAAAAAAAAGAAGGAAAAAAAGAAGAAAAUGAAGGGCAGAAAUCCUAAACUCGAUAUUCAGGAUAUGGACUCCAAUUCUCAGUCGAGCUUUGAAACUUUUUUAGAAGACGGGCAACUUCAUCCCGCAUUACACCAAAAUGAAGAAAUCAAUCACGCUGUAGGAGAUGAUACCCUUCUCCUUUCUCUCUCUGAACUAGAGCAGUGCACCCAAACGUCCGAACCUGAACACGAAUGCAAUAACUCAAAUGCAUCUUUUUCCGGUCCAAGGAAGCUGCUGGUCAGAAGACAUAUCAAGCAAGAAAACAACAAUUCACCUGUUCCUUUUGAAGCGAAUUUCAACUCUACUGGGAAAUUACCAGUUAGGAAAAAUGCAAAGAGGGAAAAAAGCAGGUCAGAUUGUUAUCCCAAAUUAACCAAGUCUUUGGAGUUAAAAAGCAGGUCAGAUUGUUUUCCAGAAACAACCAACCCUUUGGAAUUCAACUACCCGUUAUCCUCUCAAGCGCAAUGGGAUGUUCCCGAUAACAGCUUUGACGACAGUGUAAUAUUGGACUUUGAUGGUAUUGGUUAUGACGAGAAUACGGAUUUUGAACCUCAGACGUAUUUCUCUUUCAAUGAACUGCUUGCGCCUGAUGAAAACGAGUCACAGGAAAAUGCUGUUGUGGGAGAUUUGGAAAAUCUGUCUGUUCUUCCAGAAAAUGAAAUGGUUGAGAUAUUAUAUGAUGAGGAGGAACCCAUUGUCUCUGUUGGGACCACAUUUGAGAUUCAGCCUUGUAAAUUUUGUUCACUGAGCGAACCUUGUCCGGAGCUUUGCUGUCAAGUGUGUGGUAUUUCGGUACAUAGCAGCUGUUCGCCAUGGCUCGAGUCUUCAUCUUUGGAGGAAUGCUGGAAGUGUGGUGAUUGUCGUGAGUGGCGAAUUUUGCAUAAGUCUUACAAAAUCUUGAUAAGGAUGCACUUUUUGUGGCUGCAUAAAAAGAAUGUUUGUGGAGGGGCCAUAGGGUUGCUUUGGUGGGAUGGAGAUCAGAAUUUGCAAGUUCAGUUUGAUCAACAUGAAGGUGGUGGUGGUGGUGGUGGUGGUGGUGGAGUGAAUUUGUUAAGACUUGAGUUUGAUUCAUUAAGACUCGAGAUUGACUAG